UCCAAUAUAAGUUAUUGCAGUCACUCUCCAAUAUUCAAUGACCCUUUGAAAUAUUAUAAUUUUUUGAAAUUACCUAACUUAGUAACCAUGCCUGUCAACACCACCCCAUUACUUGAUAACAAUAAUGGAAACCAUGGUAUCAUUAAUGCUGAGAGUGAUGAUGAAAGGCCAUUUAAUUUGGUUAAAAAAUUUGGAUUUGAAUCAAAGAAGUUAUGGAAGUUAGCGGGGCCAGCAAUAAUCACAGCCUUGGCUCAGUUUUCACUUGGUGCACUCACUCAAACAUUUGCUGGUUUGACCAGUGAGCUUGAUCUUGCUGCUGUUUCUGUUGAAAACUCUGUUAUUGCUGGCUUGGCUUUUGGAGUCAUGUUGGGUAUGGGGAGUGCAUUGGAGACACUAUGUGGGCAAGCAUAUGGUGCUGGUCAGAUUAGAAUGUUAGGAGUUUACAUGCAAAGAUCAUGGAUCAUCUUGUUGACCACUGCCCUUAUUUUGGUACCUAUUUAUGUUUGGUCUUCUCCCAUCUUAAAGCUCAUUGGAGAGACUGAUGAAAUCUCAGAUGCUGCUGGAAAAUUUGCUUUGUGGAUGUUACCUCAAUUGUUUGCUUAUGCAUUGAACUUCCCAAUCCAAAAGUUCUUACAAUCACAGAGGAAAGUUGCAGUGAUGUUAUGGAUAUCAAUAAUAGUGUUGGUGCUACAUAUAUUUUUCAGUUGGCUCCUAAUAUUUAAGUUGGAUUGGGGCUUAACUGGAGCAGCUAUUACCCUUAAUUCAUCAUGGUGGCUAAUUGUCAUUUUGGAAUUAAUAUACAUUUUCGUCACAAAAUCUGAUGGUGCUUGGAGUGGAUUCACAUGGCUAGCAUUUGCGGAUUUGUAUGGUUUUGUCAAACUUUCUUUGGCUUCUGCUGUCAUGUUAUGCUUGGAGCUUUGGUACUUGAUGAUAUUGGUGGUGAUAACAGGGCGUCUGAAAAAUCCUCUAAUACCUGUUGAUGCCAUAUCUAUCUGUAUGAAUAUAAAUGGUUGGGAUGCCAUGAUUGCAAUUGGCUUCAAUGCUGCAAUAAGUGUGAGGGUAUCAAAUGAACUUGGAGGUGGUGAUUUCAAUGCAGCAAGAUUUGCAGUGUGGGUGGUUUCCAUAACCUCAGUUUCCAUAGGAGUUAUAAUUAUGAUUAUAGUACUCACAACAAGGGACUAUUUUCCAUACUUGUUCACAACAAGUGUUGCUGUUGCAAAAGAAACAACUAAGCUUGCUUCCUUAUUAGGUGUUACAGUGCUUCUAAACAGCCUUCAACCUGUCCUAUCCGGUGUUGCUGUUGGAGCUGGGUGGCAAGCUCUUGUAGCAUACAUCAACAUUGGAUGUUACUAUAUUGUUGGUUUACCAGCUGGGAUACUUUUGGGAUUCACAUUUGGUUUUGGAGCAGAGGGUAUUUGGUCAGGGAUGAUUGGAGGCAUAGCUUUGCAAACCAUAAUCCUUAUCAUCGUCACAUCAGUAACCAACUGGAGAAAAGAGGCUGAUGUAGCUGAAAGUCGCGUGAAGAAGUGGGGAGGAUCAAUUGCUUAUGAACAAUGAUUUUUGUUCACCCUUUGAAUUUUGCCAUUCAUGAUUAUUUGAUUAAAUUAAAAGCAUGAUGAAUUGUAAAACUA
Molecule: messenger RNA, 1631 nt
Organism: Arachis ipaensis
Lineage: Eukaryota; Viridiplantae; Streptophyta; Magnoliopsida; Fabales; Fabaceae
Product: MATE efflux family protein
Biological process (GO): xenobiotic detoxification by transmembrane export across the plasma membrane
Cellular component (GO): membrane
Molecular function (GO): xenobiotic transmembrane transporter activity; antiporter activity
Source: RefSeq, a predicted model, not a curated record